UUUAUUUUGUAAGUGAAAUGAAAGUUGGAUAGUUGGAUAGGAGUAAUCGAGUUGAGUAUUGCUCUUAGUUGGUGUUCUUUGAUCCACAAAAAGCAAAAUCACCAAACCUUGGGUUCCAAUUGUAAUGGCGAAUUGCCAUAACUGUCUCAUUUCAAAAACACCAGCAAUAUGUUCUUCAUUUACAUUAUCAAUGGCUAUCAACUAUACCUCUGCCUCAUCUUUUUGUCCGCAGAUACCUAAUCCUAUCCAAUUCAGGCCUAAACCCAUUUUACAUUUCUUCUCCAAACCUCUAAUUUCAUUCUCUUCAAGGCACUUUUCUUCUCGGAUUGUCAAUGCUUCUGUCAAAGAUGAAUUUUCGGAGCGUGUUGGAUUUCUUGGUAUAGGAAUCAUGGGUUCUCCAAUGGCUCAAAAUCUCAUAAAGGCCGGGUGUCAUGUGACUGUUUGGAAUAGGACAAAGAGCAAAUGUGAUCCUCUCAUCAGCCUUGGUGCUGUUUACAAACCCUCUCCGGAAGAAGUGGCUGCAUCCUGUGAUGUGACAUUUGCCAUGCUUGCUGAUCCUGAGAGUGCAGUGCAUGUUGCAUGUGGGGAGCAUGGAGCUGCUAACGGGAUGGGUCCAGGCAAAGGGUAUGUAGAUGUUUCAACAGUUGAUGCCGAGACAUCUAAACUUAUAAAUGAGCGGAUUACAAGGACUGGAGCCUCAUUUUUGGAGGCUCCAGUUUCUGGCUCCAAGAAGCCAGCAGAGGAUGGGCAAUUGAUAUUUCUUACGGCAGGUGACCAGUCCCUAUACAAUAAGGUUGCUCCCCUAUUAGACAUCAUGGGAAAGUCGAGAUUCUAUCUUGGAGAUGUUGGUAAGGGGGCUGCUAUGAAACUUGUUGUCAACAUGGUCAUGGGAAGUAUGAUGGCAUCAUUUUCUGAAGGACUGCUGCUUAGUGAUAAAGUUGGGCUGGAUCCAAGUGUGCUUGUUGAGGUAAUAUCACAAGGUGCAAUCAGUACACCAAUGUAUAAACUCAAAGGGCCAUCCAUGAUACAAUCCCAAUAUCCUACAGCAUUCCCGUUGAAGCAUCAACAGAAGGAUUUAAGACUUGCACUUGGAUUAGCAGAGUCUGUUUCUCAGUCAAUACCACUUGCAGCUGCCGCAAAUGAGAUUUACAAGGUUGCCAAAUCUCGUGGACUUAGUGACCACGACUUCUCUGCUGUAAUCGAAGCUCUGAAAUCGAAAACUUCUGAAUAAACAGCUAUCCGUCCAAUUUUGCGCAAGAUUCCACCCCUCCCUCACUCUCGUCUGAACAUCCUGUAGAAUGCUGCAUUCACAUUAAGCACGACUUAAUCUGAUUUGUUGUUCUUUUCCUUCUUCCCAGAUUAUGUCUUUAGAUGAAGCACUUUGUUUUGCUUCUGGUGAAGAGUGUUAAGAAAGAGCAUUCGAGUCAUCUCUCUGAAAGUUUGAACUCUCGUCUGCUCGAAACCGUGUAUAGGUGUAUAACAUGUAUACCUCCAUAUAAUAAUGCAAUGUUUUGUUAAGAGUGGCA
Messenger RNA from Amaranthus tricolor (Joseph's coat), 1526 nucleotides. RefSeq names its product glyoxylate/succinic semialdehyde reductase 2, chloroplastic. Lineage: Eukaryota; Viridiplantae; Streptophyta; Magnoliopsida; Caryophyllales; Amaranthaceae. The record is from RefSeq and is a predicted model, not a curated record. The transcript is spliced from 12 exons. Gene Ontology annotation, molecular function: glyoxylate reductase (NADPH) activity; NAD binding; NADP binding. The coding region runs from base 125 to 1231 and encodes 368 amino acids. Gene Ontology annotation, cellular component: chloroplast.